UGAUGAGAGAAGGCAACGGUCCAACGCCCAACGGAAACGGUGAAAACGGGGUUGGCGGAAUCCAAACGCCGGGAUUCACCGGAUUUAAACCCGCGGUGUGAGGUCCGUGGCCAACUCUCCCUCCAUCUCUCUCUCUCUUUGCUACAAUUUCCAACAACACUCUCCCGAUAUAGCCCUUGGCUGCCAUUGUCUGAGAAUCUGAGUUAGACACUACUACUAUUACUACCUAGCUACUCGACGACAGAAGAGCCGCCGCCGCCGCCAUAGGCACCGGAUAAGAAAGCAAGCAGCGGCGGAGAAGGAGACGGCGGAGCGAUGGGGAGAUCCAAUCCCUGCUUCAAGAUUAUCACAUGCGGGAGCGAUUCCGUAGUUGAGAAGGAUGACAUUGAUAUCCAAGCUCCCGAGAACAAAGGUUCAAGUGACAAGCGUGGGUGGAGUUUCCGGAAAAGAUCAGCCCGUCAUAGAGUACUAAGCAAUAAUGUCACAUCAGAAUCCCCCUCUACAACAAUCAAGGAAAGCAUAGAACCUGCCAGUCUUAACUAUCAACAACAGGAUACUCCUUCAGUUCCUGAGAAAAUUUCAGUUGUGGAAUGCGUUGAUGAGAAGCCAACAUUGCCAAUCCCUGUGGAAGAGAAAGCAUCCAAGACCAUUACACUCGACAAGGACGAAAAGGAAGCUGAUGCCAAUAUGGAAGAAUCAGUUGUUGUCAUCCUACAGUCUGCAGCCAGAACUUUUAUGGCUAAAAAAGAACUUGUCAGGCUUAAGAGUGUGGUGAAGCUGCAAGCUGUUGUUCGUGGCCACCUGGUCAGACAACGUGCUCUGGGAACCCUACGCUGUGUUCAGGCCAUUACUAAAAUGCAACUAUUUGUACGUGCCCGUCAUGCUCGUAAUCGAGAGUCGAACGUUGACAAUGGGAAAAUGGCUUCCUCAAAAGCCUUGAAAAAGGAACUCUCCGUAUCCAAACCAACAGUAACUUACACUUCACUCGAGAAGUUGCUGAGUAACAGAUUUGCUCGUCAGGUAUCCUGACGAAUAUUUUCUGGUUUCCAUGAUGCUAUUUUGGUUAUGGAUAUGCUAACUCUCCACUCACUGUGAAUACUCCAAUCCUCUUCUUUCACAUUUGCAGCUUGUAGGUUCAACACCAAAGUCAAGACCCAUCAACAUCAAGUGUGAUCCUCUACAGCCAAAUUCCUCUUGGGUCUGGUUGGAGAGAUGGACGUCUGCUUCAUCAGUUGAGCCCACACCAAAACCGGAGCUAACACCAAAACCAAAGCCAUUCCCUGAAAAGGUGGAAGAAGAGAAGCAAGAGGAGCAUUCUGUGGUGUCUGAGAGUUCCCUCGUAGUUGACGAUUCGAGAUCCCACAUUGAGGAAGCUGUUUCUUCGCUCCAAAGUAAAGAAAAUCACAUUACAUAUAAUGCAAGUGAUCCCAAGUUUAAGGAAUGCCAAGCAUCAACCCAUCCAGCAGGAGAUAACUCGGAGCAGCCUCAAAGUUCAGUGGAUAUUCCUUAUGAUGAUGUUAAGGAGACAUCAGUUGACUCAAGUCAUCUUCCAAGUCAGACGUUUCAGUCAGAUGUACAUGGUCAACCGGCCCAAGAAUCCGAACAACCUGAACCCCCAAAACGAUCUUCUAUGAAAAGACUUGCUUCUGAUGAUUUAGAGACUGAAGGAAAGAAGUUUGUUUAUGGAUCGAGGAAGGUUAGCAACCCUGCAUUUGUUGCUGCGCAGUCCAAAUUCGAGCACGGGCUGGGUCCAGCUACCGAUUCAAACAAAAGACACAACCGAGUGCAACAACAAGAUGCAGGACUUGAACUUGAACUGCAGAAAGCUUCCUCUGAAGAGACUCUGGCCGUGGCUAAGGAACCUGGUACCUCUGAACACUCGGUCACCAAUAUGUCAACCGUGCAAUAUGGCGCUUCGGAAUGUGGUACCGAGCUCUCUGUCACCUCGACUCUCGACUCACCUGACAUAUCGGAAGUUGGAGCAGCAGAACUCGAGCACAGGCAAGAAUUGAAAACUUCAGAAGAGGAAACCCACAGCACUAGUGUGGUAAAGAAUGCAGGUGAAGAAUGCAAGGAUGCAUCGGAAGAUCCCUUGCCGAACCCUCCUAAUGUUGUUGUCGCUCAGCCUGAAGAACUCGAUGAUGUGAAGAGCAAAGCUAUCGUUAACUCAGUCCACUCACCCGAGCUAGCAGUACAGCGAGAACAAGAAGAAGCUGAGAGAUCUCUGGGAGCUGCCUCUCCCACCAGAAGCCAAAUUACCAUCCCUGGGGAGUCCCACGGAACGCCUGCAAGUCAAGUGUCGGUAACUAAAAGCGAGAAACGCGAGAGAAGAGCUUCUUCAACUCAGAAAAGGAAGUCGUUGUCUGCUGGUAACAAAAAGUCUGCACCAUCCCCUCAAAGUGAUUCCAACGCGAGGAACAGCGGGAAGCGGAGGAACUCAUUUGGCUCGCCUAAACGAGAUGACAACGCCACCAACGACCAAGAUCCUCGGCCCAGUAACAGCAGCAGCAACAGCAGCUCGGUCCCACGGUUCAUGCAAGUCACCGAGUCCGCAAGAGCCAAGCUUCAGGCUAUUAAUAGCUCUCCAAGAUCGAGCCCGGAUGUGAACGACCGAGAGUACAUCAAGAAGCGUCAUUCUUUACCCGGAGCAAAUGGGAGACAUGAUUCUCCACGCAUCCAGCGGACUGCUUCUCAAACUCAACCAGCUUCAAAGAAUGAGAAAAAGUGGCAGAGGUGAAGAAAUGUAGGAUGAAGGCACAGCCCAUUGAAGGGUUUGUUCAGGUAACUUCCCUUCCUCUUCCGGAUGCUUGAUGACGGGAAGAUUAUAUGAUAUAUUGAUAUACGUACGUAGGGAGAAGCGAGUGGUUUGGAGGAACGAGUAGAUAGGUAACCUGGAGAGCAAGAUGGAGUUUGUGUGUUGUAUAUUUGCUGCUGGGAAUGGAAUUUUUUUAGCGCACAUAAUUACCAGAGGAGAACUCCACAGUCGACACUGUUACUUACAUACAGAGUUUUCCGAUUGAUUGUUUGUUUGUUGCUGUUGUUUGUUCAAAUUUGUCUGCGUGAUAAUUACUUUUUCGCUGUAUUUUGGUUCCAAAUUCUUUCGUUUGUGGCGCUGGAUUAUGUUUAUUGCUAUCUAUUGUAAAACGGAUUUUGUAUUUUAUUACUGCGUAUUAACUGGUUAAUGACUUUGAAAAGCCUGUUUGGUUACGUUGAACAUUUUCGCGAAAUGAUGGUGAAGGUGAUGCCAAUCUGAUUAUUUGUAGUCUCAACUCAAGUCUCGGAA
Messenger RNA from Linum tenue, 3283 nucleotides. Lineage: Eukaryota; Viridiplantae; Streptophyta; Magnoliopsida; Malpighiales; Linaceae. The record is from the annotation of a GenBank genome assembly.